Molecule: messenger RNA, 1242 nt
Organism: Prorocentrum cordatum
Lineage: Eukaryota; Dinophyceae; Prorocentrales; Prorocentraceae
Source: the annotation of a GenBank genome assembly
AUGGACAACUUUGCCCUGGUGAUCUCCAACGUGAAGGGCUGCAGCACGAUGGGCAACGCGGUGAUGGUCGAGAGGGGCCACCCGCUGGUGGCCCCGGCGCAGCGCCCCCGCCGGCGCAGGCUGAGGACCGCGACGCCGAGCAGGUCAAUGGUGGAGUUCCUCGGGGCGUCGGUGAAGUUGCUGCGCGACGGCGCGCAGCUCUACGCGAACGGGCGGACGAACCUGACCAUGAUGUUCAACGUUCUAAUGUGCUAUUCUGCUGGUCCGGCGCUUCUGGUGACGAGGCAGCCGCUUUGCGACAAGCUCGGCUCGAACGGGUGCGCGAGGAUGCGAACUGGCGCUGGUGAGAUCUUCGCAGCCAUCGAGGCCGUCAGGCCUCGGCCGCUGGUGCUGGUGCCUCGCACCGCCCUGUGUGAGCUCUGGCGGACCUUCUGGGCCAUGGCCUCGGAGUUCUCACAGAAACAGCUGGCAGUCGAGUGGGUGCACUCGCAUCCCAGCCUGCGCCAGCAGGUCAAUGUUGGCAGUGGUAUACCAGCGUUCCUCAGGGACAGCCUAGUCAACCAGAUGGGGCACAAGUUAGUGGCGGUCAACCAGAGGGACGAUCUGAGCGACAUGAAGUGCAAGGCGACGGGUGAGGCCUGUUGCGGAGACGGCGAUCGCAAUGGCUGCAAGUUCGCGAACGACGACAGCACCCCCAUGGGCCAAGCGGACUCGUGCGACAAUGGCCAUUCACGAGAGUACGCAGCACAGCGAGCUCGGGAACGCAAGGAGCUGCAUGACGCCGUCGGCUCCGAUGGCCACGCGACCGCGGAGCUCGACGACCUGGACGACCUGGACCUGCGGCUCGACGGGCUGCGGCUCUUCUCGACCAUCGACGACUGGAAGGUGGAGUUUGAGGUGACCCCGGGUGAGCGGCGCUUGAAGAGCAUGAUGGACAUGAUGUUCGGCAGCGCGAGCUCGACCUUCAAGAAGUACGCCCAGGCCGACGCGUUCUGGGAGAAGAUCCGCAAGGUCGGCAAGAAGUUCAACCUGGAUCUUCCGCCGUUCUCGCAGGUGAUCGAUUCCGUGGACAUGGAGACGUUGAUGCGGUGCGUCAUGUCCACCUCGGUUGCGCCCACGCCCUCGCACAUGCAGCAGUGCGGGAUGGAGUUCGUGACUGCUGCGCAACAAGUGAUGGACGUCUGCUUCGGGAAGAACGGUCUCAACAAGGUGGAGUCCCGCAUCGACCAGAAGUUACGCUAG